AUGGCGAUCAGCUGGAGCGCCAAGAAACAAGGUGGCGUGUCCCUCUCGACAAUGGAAGCCGAGUUCGUAGCGGCGUCAGAGAUCGCUCUUGAGCUGCUGGGCGUGCGCGAGAUGCUUGGCGAGAUCGGAAUGGCGCAGAGCUACCGAUGCUGA
Molecule: messenger RNA, 153 nt
Organism: Peronospora matthiolae
Lineage: Eukaryota; Oomycota; Peronosporomycetes; Peronosporales; Peronosporaceae
Source: the annotation of a GenBank genome assembly